CGACGCGACGCUUCGCUAUAAGGUGCUGUACCUGAGAAAAAAGUAAAAUGAGGUGCUCCCGGCUUAAUUUGCAACAGAGAUCGAAGCAGCUGACAAAACAGGAAAAAACAAUAACAGUCGAUAAACCAAGAAGGUAUUGCCAAAAGCGAAUGGUGAAUCCCGAACAUGAGGAAGAUCCUAGAUGGACGGAUGUGUUCGAAAGGUUCCAUUGCAACGACGAUGUCCGAUUAAGUGGCGUCCUUGAUAACAAACAUCCAAACCAAGACAGCGAAGAUUUAUACCUCACCGUCCAGACUUUAAAGUUUCAAGGUGAUGUGGAACUGAUAAGGAGGCCCAGAACCAGUUUCAAGUAUAAAACGUUGACUGAUAACGACAAGCACAGAAUGUUUGUCAAACAGGUCGUACAUGAAGAUGAAGAUGCUGAUAGAUCUUCACAACUUACUUGCUAUUACUUCGACGACUACGUGAAAUAUCUAUUCAAUAAUGACCGAUCAAGGCCUACAUCUGGAAAAUCAACUUUAUUUUUACGAGAAUUGAGCAACAAGUUCGAAGAAAAUAAGGCAAUACAAGUAGAAAGUUCAAAUGAAACCAAUAAAAAAUUAAGAAACGCUGAAACAAAAACUAAAACUUUUAUAAAGAAAAUAGCAAAGGAAAGUAACGUUGACAAUAAAAAUAUUGUUGACAUGAAAGAUGCUAAAAUAAUGUACCGGAAGGCUGGAAAAAGGAAAAGUCUUACUAUCUCAAGAGCACAAAGUCCUGAGACCGUACAAGUGAUUAGAGUAGAUGUCGUAUGCAACUAUCAUGGUGGUUCCGUACUUUCCGAUUACGAAGAGAGUAAAAGAAGCUCCGAUACUCAUUUUGAUAAAUCAGCUGGUAAAAUUGAUUCAAUAAAUAUUAAAAAUUCAUCUUUUGCUAAUAAAUAUUUGUUAACCAAUACAAUAAAGAGCCUUGAUGAGAAUUUGUCCGGAGGAGCGAAGGUAACACUGCUAUGCAAAACUUUCAAAUUGUCUGACAGAUCUAAGCUAGAUAAAUCUAAAAGAGACAGAAAGGUUAUUACAGCAUCCGAGGAUUCAAAAGAAGUGAUUAAAAAUAACACCAAGAAAGUUAAAUGUAAAAAAUAAAACGACUUAAAUGAUAAAAAUUGUCUUUAAUUUGAUUGGAUAUAAAAAUGGCGAAGCGUAGAAUUUUUUUUUUUGUAAUUCUAUAUUUUGUGUCUGCGAAACGACAAUUCGGACUGACGUCACAUACCUGCGAGAAAACUAUAGCGUCAUUCUGGCGCCACCCUUGUUUUGCUAAGUGGUUCCCAAUCUGGGGUAUAUUAAUUUCGUUACUAAUUCAAUUUGCGAUAAAUUAAUAAUGUUAAUAUUUUUUAUUACUCUCGUUAUUUUUUAAUACGGGAA
Messenger RNA from Manduca sexta (tobacco hornworm), 1400 nucleotides. RefSeq lists its product as uncharacterized. NCBI's taxonomy places the organism in Eukaryota, Metazoa, Arthropoda, Insecta, Lepidoptera, Sphingidae. The transcript is spliced from 3 exons. The record is from RefSeq and is a predicted model, not a curated record. Bases 48 to 1121 code for a protein of 357 amino acids.